This is a messenger RNA of Cokeromyces recurvatus, 798 nucleotides long. RefSeq lists its product as uncharacterized. The coding region runs from base 155 to 598 and encodes 147 amino acids. NCBI's taxonomy places the organism in Eukaryota, Fungi, Mucoromycota, Mucoromycetes, Mucorales, Mucoraceae. The transcript has 4 exons. The record is from RefSeq and is a predicted model, not a curated record.
UUUUUUUUUAUAUAUCUAAUUUUUUUUUUCGUAAUGUCUGGACCAUUGCCACAAGGUUGGGAAGAAAAAUUCACUCCAGAAGGAAGACCAUAUUAUGUAGACCAUAAUACAAGAACUACACAUUGGGAAAGACCUGCUGCAGCACCUCCAGUUUAUGGUAACUAUGCUUCUCCACCUCCUCCACCAGCUUCAAGACCUGAAGGUUAUAAUAGAUAUCCAUCUCCUUAUGGUCAACAGCAAGAUCGUUCAUAUACUCCUCAAUCAGCUAGCUAUAACCCUUAUCCUCCUCAGCAACAUGGCUAUCCUUCACCUUAUUCUAAUGCUAGUGGUAGUCCUUAUCCUCCACCUCAACCACAACCACAACAGCAAUCACCUUAUUCCAACAGUCCCUAUCCUCCACAACAACAGCAACAAACACCUUACUCUAAUAGUCCUUACACUCCUCCUCCUCCACAACAAUCUCCUUAUAGCCAACAGCAUGACCGUGCAUCACCCUAUCCUCAACAACAAGCGUAUGGCUCUUAUCAAUAUCAACAACCCUAUGGUGCCUCUCCAUCCGUUCCUCAAACAAAACCUAGUGGUAUGUCAAGUGGUAUGAAAAUGGCUGGCGCAGCUGCUGUAGGUAUUGCAGGUGGCUUAGCUGUUGGUAGUAUUUUACAUCAUGAAGAAGAGCAAACUGAACGUAUUGAACGACUUGAACAAGAGCAACGUGAUUUAGAACGAGAACAACAACAGCAUGCCUAUGAUAGUCAACCUGUUUAUAGUCAACCUCCUCCUCCUCCUCCUCCUCCUGCUCCU